Messenger RNA from Gigantopelta aegis, 1269 nucleotides. RefSeq names its product peptidyl-prolyl cis-trans isomerase-like 3. NCBI's taxonomy places the organism in Eukaryota, Metazoa, Mollusca, Gastropoda, Neomphalida, Peltospiridae. The record is from RefSeq and is a predicted model, not a curated record. Gene Ontology annotation, molecular function: peptidyl-prolyl cis-trans isomerase activity. The transcript is spliced from 6 exons. Gene Ontology annotation, biological process: protein peptidyl-prolyl isomerization; protein folding. Gene Ontology annotation, cellular component: catalytic step 2 spliceosome. The coding region runs from base 79 to 564 and encodes 161 amino acids.
UUUCCUAGUAGGGUUUUCCAAUACACGAACACAUUAUUCCAUAAAAACCUAGAAAAUAACUUAUUCACAUCGAGAAUUAUGUCCGUAACAUUACAUACAGAUCUUGGUGAUAUUAAGCUGGAGUUACACUGUGAACAGUGCCCUAGGACUUGUGAGAAUUUCUUAGCACUGUGUGCCAGUGAUUACUACAAUGGGUGUAUUUUCCACAGAAAUAUCAAAGGCUUUAUGGUGCAAACAGGAGAUCCUACUGGUACUGGUAAAGGUGGUAACAGCAUUUGGGGAACAAAGUUUGAAGAUGAAUUUCGAGAUAGUUUAAAACACAGCACCCGUGGAAUUUUGUCAUCUGCAAAUAAUGGACCAGACACAAAUGGUUCCCAGUUUUUCUUUACGUAUGCCAAACAACCUCACCUGGACAUGAAGUACACAGUGUUUGGAAGAAUUAUUGAUGGAUUUGAUACACUGGAUGCCUUGGAAAAAGUUCCUGUGGAUGAGAAUACGUACCGUCCUGUCAGUGACAUUAAAAUUAGAAAUGUGACAAUACACGCUAAUCCUUUAGCAGGAUGACAAAAAGUAAAUAUCAAUUAUCACUGACUCGGAGAAAUCAAAAUGCCUGUGAAUGAAAAUAUUCAAAUGUGUCUGGAAAUCCUAUGAAUCCAGAAAUAUAUCAUUUUGGAGACUGAAGUUGGUCAUAGCAGUGGAAUAAAAGGUGUAAUGUUAUAAGGUAAAAUACCUAGAUAUUGUGGGUGAAUGUUUCACCCACCGACUGUUCACCAAAGGUUAGGGUGAGAGAUAGGGUGACACUUGGGCUUAGACUUAGCUAUAGGAUUAGAACAGUGUCAUCAAAGAAUCUGUCAGCAGAACAUCUUUGAGUACCUGGUACCUUUGAAAUAUGAGGAUGCCAUUCCAUUGGUGCAGUAGUUCUAACUGCAUGUUAUAAUAUACGCCGCCAGUGGUAUACAUUGGAUCAGUUUAUUUGCAUUGACAUGAGUGCUAGCUGUGCAGCAAAACAAUGUUGAUUGUGUAUCAAUUUUUUUUUUCUAACCAUGCGGUUGGAACUGCAUAAUGAAUCCAUGAAAUUACAGCAUUUUGGAAUUAUUCAUGAUUAAAAAAACAUUUCUGCUUAAUUAAUGACAUCACAUGGAAGGAAAUGCGUCAUAGGAACACCCCAGUGGAAAUGUGCCAGCCACGCAGGUAGAAAUGCUAGGUGGCUAGCAGUCUAAGGGAAAUACAUGUGUCCCAUAUGAAAAAAUAAAUUCUCUUGGAAAUGUU